GGCCGGGGGCGGUGCCUGGCAGCGCGGCGGGCUCAGUGGCGGGGGCGCAGUCGCCCGGGCGGCGGGCGGCGGGACGUACCGGGCCCGGGGCCGGAGAGGUACCCGCCAACGCCAUGGACCUGAUAUCAGCGCUGAGCCUGGGAGAGCUAGCGCUCAGCUUCUCACGGGUGCCGCUCUUCCCGGUCUUCGACCUUAGUUACUUCAUCGUCUCCAUCAUUUACCUGAAGUAUGAGCCAGGAGCUGUGGAGCUGUCCCGGCGCCACCCGGUGGCCUCCUGGCUGUGCGCCAUGCUGCACUGUUUUGGGAGUUACAUCCUGGCUGACUUGCUCCUCGGGGAGCCCAUCAUUGACUACUUCAGCAACAGCUCCAGCAUCCUGCUGGCCUCUGCGGUGUGGUACUUGAUUUUCUUCUGUCCCUUGGACCUCUUCUACAAGUGCGUCUGCUUCCUGCCUGUGAAACUCAUCUUCGUGGCCAUGAAGGAGGUGGUGAGGGUUCGGAAGAUUGCCGUGGGCAUCCACCAUGCACACCACCACUACCACCACGGGUGGUUCAUCAUGAUCGCCACUGGCUGGGUCAAAGGCUCUGGUGUUGCCCUCCUGUCCAACCUGGAACAGCUGCUUCGAGGAGUCUGGAAACCGGAGACCAAUGAAAUCCUGCACAUGUCCUUCCCCACCAAAGCCAGCCUGUACGGAGCCAUUCUGUUCACCCUGCAGCAGACGCGCUGGCUCCCCGUGUCCAAGGCCAGCCUCAUCUUCGUCUUCACCAUGUUCAUGGUGUCAUGUAAGGUGUUCCUGACGGCCACGCACUCCCACAGUUCUCCAUUUGAUGUCCUGGAGGGCUACAUCUGCCCGGUGUUGUUUGGGGCAGCUUGGGGAAGUGACCAUCACCAUGACAACCAUGGAGCACCACAUAGUGGAGGCCUAGGCACCCAGCACGCAGGUCUGCCUGCCAAGGCCAGGGAGGAGCUGAGUGAAGGCUCCAGGAAGAAGAAGACCAAGAAGGCGGAUUAAGGAGCAGCCCCAGACAUCCACGGGAUGUUGGGGAGAAGGGUGUGGACUCAGAGAACCUCAGAACUUAGGGGCAUACAGAACUCAAGAGCUCCCCUCCACCAGCCUCUACUUCCCUCUCCGCGGUUUGGAGCCAUUAGCUGCUCACAGGGCUGAGAUGCGAGGGUAGAGGAGUUGGGUAGGAGUGAGAAGCCCUGCUUUCUGCUAGACCCCCUCAUGACAUCACAGCCUUGGGGUCACACCAUCUUCACAGUGCCAGCCACGGAAGCCCUGGCCAGUCGACUCUUGGUUUUCUUUCUUUGUUCUUUCAAAAUAUAUCUUGUAACCAAAAGCCACAUGGAGCCUCAGUUAGCCAAGUUUUAAGGACAUGCUGGGGUGCCCCGUUCUUUCCAGCCAGGACCUCCCUGUGACUCCUUCUGGGCAUCUCGGGGCAAUUACCUCCUCUGAGCCUCCUGCUUCCUCUCAGUAGCGUGGAGAUCCCAGGUCUUCCUGUGUCCAGAGGGUAGAGAAUGUCAAGUUUCCUAAGCAGCAUCCUGGGCCAGGGAGCCUGCGUGAAGGAUGGCACCAUGUGCUUUGUACGUUAGGCCUAGGAUGUUUGUGUUUGGGCCCAGAAGGUCUCACAAGUUACUCCACUGAGCAGACAGAUCCAGGGCUAACCACAGGCAAAAGGAAGGGAGCCACCUUCAUGCGGGGCAGAAUGCCCAAGAGCUAACAGCCUUGCACACUCAUAACUGGGCCCUGGACACAGCAGGUGUUCCUCAUGCCAGUCAGCAUCGUUCAUUCAUUCAGUCAUUCAACAAACAUGGAUCCACACCUGCUCUGUGUGCAGUGUUGUGCUGCUGCUCGGGCACAGUGGGCCUUGGACAGGGCAAGGGUUGUGAUAGCCAAAGUCACCAGGACGUCUGGGAGAGGUGAGAGUGGGGCACGGCUGGGCUUAGGCUUCUGGAAGUACCCCGUGUUGCCUUUUUGCGAGAAAGCAUCUCCUCAUACCUGAGCCUGGAACUCCUGGGUUUCCCCCUCCUGGUGUCGAUCAAAGCUCGGUGUGAGUCAUCAGACAAUAAAUGUGUGAGUGAACCAAGCGACCUCAAAAUGUAGGAAUGCCGUGGGGUCUGUUCUUAGGGACACUGGGGCCUCUGGGACAGGAGGAAGACCUGAAGCCUGCCAUGCAGGGUCAGGCACGUCCAUCUUCUUCAAGACACUGGAAAGGUUCACAGUAUGUAGGAAGCUGAGGCAGGAGGAUGACCACUUCCAAGCCAGCCUGAAUUACCAGAGUAACACCAAAAAGAAAGGAAAAACGCAGGACAGAGGGGGAAGGUAUGGAGGUGUGGAGGAGGAGGGAGCAUUGCCAGUUAGCACUGUCGCUUUCAGGAGUUGCCCAAAGGGGCCUGGUGGUCCUGCCCCCGCCCCCCCCCCCCCCCCCCCCCCCCCCCCCCCCCCCCGUCUUCAUCCUGCCUUUUCACAGGAGCUGAAAUGUGGUCCUCGGCCCUUGGCAGCACACCCCAGGCAUGGGAGCCAGGUGGGUUUGUGCUUUACCGAGCUGGAGCCUUUCCCUGUUCCUGCUUUUUCAUUUGCCUAGGAGUUUACCUAGGAUGGCAGAACCUGUGUAUAAACCGUGGAGGCUCUGAUCUCGGCUGGACUCAGAGCAGCUGAGGGGAUUACAGGGGAGCCGCCUGCUGCCCUCCACCCCAAGGCGUGGGGAUCUCAUAUUCUGACUGGACAGACAGGAUGGAAAUAAAGAGCCUCCCAACCUAUUUUGGGAAGAAGGUGUGAUAGCCUCUGGCUGGCUUGUGGUCAGGGAUCCUUGCCAGGCCCAGCUGCUUUGGUGUCCACGAACAGAUGCCGGGACUCUGACAGCUGGAUCUUAAAUUCAGGUUAAUUAUAGGAUUCAAGCAUGGUAGGAUCUGUUGUCUGAUACCAAGAACAGGGUUCUUCGUGUCAUUUAAAAAUUCUAUUUAAUAGUCCUUGAGGAAUAGCUUAAUGGUGGAGACCCUGUCUAGAAUCCCCCAGUGAGGGGCUGGGGUGGGCUCGGGGUGGAGACCCUGCCUAGGAUCCCCAGUGAGGGGCUGGGGCGGGGCUCAGAGUAGAGCCUUUGUCUAGCAUACACAAGGCCCUGGGCUCCAUCUACACCACCAUAUACACACUGAAAGAUAUAAGAUAUACAUUCAUACUGUGGAGUACAGUGUCAAACUGAUUUGUUGGUUUUGUUUGUUUGUUGUUUGUUUUGUUUUGCUUUGCUUUUUUUUCUUUUCGAGACAGGGUUUCUCUGUGGUUUUGGAGCCUGUCCUGGAACUAGCUCUUGUAGACCAGGCUGGUCUCGAACUCACAGAGAUCCUCCUGCCUCUGCCUCCCAAGUGCUGGGAUUAAAGGCGUGCGCCACCACCGCCCGGCUGUUGUUUGUUUUGAAACAGGGUUUCUCUGUGUAGCUCUGGUUGUCCUGGAGCUCACUCUGUAGAUCAGGCUAGCCCUGAGCUCACUAAAAUCCACCUGCCGCUGCCUCCCAAGUGCUGGGAUAAAAGGCGUGCACCACCAUGCUCAGCCUCCGGUUUUUAUUUUUUAAUAAAGCAGUGCCUCACUGUG
Messenger RNA from Alexandromys fortis (reed vole), 3584 nucleotides. RefSeq names its product transmembrane protein 38A (gene Tmem38a). Bases 114 to 1010 code for a protein of 298 amino acids. The transcript has 6 exons. Gene Ontology annotation, biological process: potassium ion transmembrane transport. Gene Ontology annotation, molecular function: identical protein binding; potassium channel activity. Gene Ontology annotation, cellular component: membrane. NCBI's taxonomy places the organism in Eukaryota, Metazoa, Chordata, Mammalia, Rodentia, Cricetidae. The record is from RefSeq and is a predicted model, not a curated record.